ACAUAUUUUUUGUGUAUAUACGCAGUGGCAGUCGUUUAAUUCACGAUUUAAAAAAGCUGGCUUUUGUACGUCGAGUUUUCUUUGAUAUUGAAUGGCACCUUUAAACUCGAGUUGUUGAGACUUUUUAUCCUUAGACCUUUUAUCCUUAAAAAGGAGACCUUUUAUCCUUAGACAAAUUUGAUCCGUCACAAGCAAUUAUUCUGAAGAAAAGAACAUCCACUCGAAAGGCGCAGGAUAAAAGAAAAAAGGGUCAAUUUGAAUAUAAUGGCAGAAGUGGUAACCCUUAUUCACAGCCCCACCUCCUCAACCAAUGAGAACAGCAACUUCCUGGAGAUCAUCCCGGAGGACGAAAACGAGGAAGAGGGGACCGAAGAGAGUGGGUCAGCUGGAGACUUGAGUUCAGGCCGCCCGAUGUUUCUGAAGGAGAAGGGAGAACAGCCUUCUUACAUUGAGAGCAUUAACCCCAACCUCCCUCAGUCAACAAAACAGAAUCUACUCAAGACGUUCGGACCAUUCUGGGCUACUCAUUUCAUCAACCCAGAUGCCCCUCCCGUCCAUCACAUUCGCAAAGAUGCUGUCAAGUUGGACGAAAUAGAACAAGAUGCGGAUAUAGUGUGGGAUGCUCUCAGAUUGAACUCUCUGCACAAACUUCAAUACCAAGACUUCAUGAUGGGACCCCAGCUUAGAAAAACAUUUGGAGCGUACACUCGUCAAGUACAGCACAAUGAUUUGGUGGCCGCAGUGCCUCGAAAUCUAAAACCACUCCGAAGAUUCUUUUACUGGGACUCAGAAACUGGAAAAGAAGUUCCAUCAGAAGAUAUUUUCCCGGCCGAUCAAUCAUACAAAAUCAGACUGGAAAACAAACAGAAAAAGAUCGGAUUCGCCCACGCAGCCUCUUCGGCUAAUCAGAAUAUGUCUGAACUGCUCAUGUACAACAACCAGCCAAUGAGAUACAGUGUAGAAGUGGAAAUGGGAGGAAAAGAUGUAGCUAGCCGAUUAGUUCGCGAGGCCGAUUUGUUUGAGAAUAAAGAAGAGAGGAGCAAACAUGGGAAUGAGAAAGGGUUCAUGAGUCAUCGGCCGAAGACACACAAUGACUUCACCAAUCUAGUGUUUGCGACUGAGCGCCAGUUGAGCUCUCGGCCCACCUUCGCAGCGAAACACAAGGCAGCCAGCACCAAGAACAAACUAACUCCCCCUCAGCCCCUGGUGUCCAGAGUAGACCACUCAGCCAUUGCCAGUGCGAGACUGUUCUCUGCCAAACACCAACAGGUGGAAGGACUCAUGAAAGAUGAGAGGUUCAAAAAGGAACACUUGAAACCGCUGCGAAAGAGUUCAGCGCCUGCAAAACAGACCUCAAGUUGGAAUCCACUCACUUUAGCCGAAAUAGUCGACACAAUUGAUCUGAGCGCGAGCAAAGGAAUACAGUCAACAUUGAGGAAACCACUUUCUGCUUCAUGAGCAAACGGCUACUUGGACUAUCAACCUGUUAUAUAAUGUCAAAACUCUUGAAUUGUGUUAGUUACUAACAAAUUUCAAAAUUUUACGUUUCAAAAAAAAU
Messenger RNA from Symsagittifera roscoffensis, 1558 nucleotides. RefSeq lists its product as uncharacterized. Lineage: Eukaryota; Metazoa; Xenacoelomorpha; Acoela; Convolutidae. The transcript has 10 exons. The record is from RefSeq and is a predicted model, not a curated record. Bases 265 to 1458 code for a protein of 397 amino acids.